Messenger RNA from Protopolystoma xenopodis, 549 nucleotides. The record is from the annotation of a GenBank genome assembly. NCBI's taxonomy places the organism in Eukaryota, Metazoa, Platyhelminthes, Monogenea, Polystomatidea, Polystomatidae.
AUGACUUUUUAUAAUCAGUCCUCAUCCAAUUGUACGUCUUUCUCUUGUCCACACGAUCAACACCGUCGCCCUCCUCUUACAACUGCCCCAGAUGAGAUUCGCCCUCACUUCCUUGACCUCCCGACCUCCGUGCAAUUCGUGCCUCCGGGAGGCCGUCUAAAACUGCGCUGUCGCGCCGCUGGCAAGCCGAUGCCAACCGUUGCUUGGUAUAAGGAUCGUACAGAACUGCGUAGCAGCCUCAGUGCUCCGCGGUCGGAUGCCGACAAGUUCUCGUCUCAGGAGGGCGUCUCCUCCGCCGAUGCCAACGAAGCGUCGACAGCGUCAAUGCGGGAUCGCUACAAAGGUCUUGAGCGCCCAGGACUGACGACGGCUCGUUCACAGACACAAUCGACGAUCGGUGAACGACUACGGGCGCCAGGUAUUGCUGAUAUUGAGUUCGUCGACCUAACCGAGUCGCUGAACGUGAGCUGCGUGGCCAGUUCGAGCAUGGGGCAUGCUAGUCACAAUGUGCAGAUAAUAGUAAAAGGUGGGCUUUUCUUGAUCAUUUGA